AUGGCGACGCUGCUGCGCCGGGCCCUGCGCCCCUUCCGCCCCCUCCGGGGCCGCCCGGGGCCGGCUGCAGACGCGCCGCUCCGCGCCGCCAGCCGAGGCGCCGGCCUGCUCUACCCCGAGCACAUCCCCACCUCCCCGCUGCAGAAGGCGCUGCUGGCCGCCGGCUCCGCGGGAAUGGCGCUCUGCGACCCGUAUCGCCACGACAUGGUUGCAGUUCUAGGGGAGACCACUGGACUCCGUGCCCUGAAGCUCCUCAGAGACCAGAUGAGGAGGGAUCCAGAGGGUGCCCAGAUCCUGCAGGAACGCCCCCGGAUCUCACUGUCCACCCUCGACCUAGGCCAGCUCCAGAGCCUGCCUCAGGGCUCCCUGGGCCGCGAGUAUCUCCGUUUCCUGCAUGAGAAUAGGGUCUCCCCAGAUACCCGGGCACCCACCCGCUUCGUGGAUGACGAAGAGCUGGCGUACGUGAUCCAGCGGUACCGGGAGGUGCACGACCUGUUGCACACGCUGCUGGGGAUGCCCACCAACAUGCUGGGGGAGAUCGUGGUGAAGUGGUUUGAGGCUGUCCAGACGGGCCUGCCCAUGUGCAUCCUGGGUGCGCUCUUUGGACCGAUCCGUCUCAGUGCCCAGAGCCUGCAAGUGCUGGUCUCGGAGUUGAUCCCAUGGGCAGUUCAGAGCGGGCACCGAGCCCCGAGUGUCCUCAACCUGUACUAUGAGCGGCGCUGGGAGCAGCCCCUGAGGGCUCUGCGGGAGGAGCUGGGCAUCACCGACCCCCCAUGCGUGACCAGAGCCUCUCCGCGCCCCUGAGCCGCUGAGCCAGGAGGGCCUGACCCAGCCCCACACACCCUGCUUCCCCGGGACAGAGGCUGCUGUGCCGCUGCCGAGUUCUUUCUCUUUGAACGCCGG
Talpa occidentalis (Iberian mole) is the source of this 903-nucleotide messenger RNA. It is a transcript of the gene COQ4, whose product is annotated as coenzyme Q4. Gene Ontology annotation, biological process: ubiquinone biosynthetic process. Gene Ontology annotation, cellular component: mitochondrial inner membrane; mitochondrion. The coding region runs from base 1 to 804 and encodes 267 amino acids. NCBI's taxonomy places the organism in Eukaryota, Metazoa, Chordata, Mammalia, Eulipotyphla, Talpidae. The record is from RefSeq and is a predicted model, not a curated record. The transcript is spliced from 7 exons.